Phlebotomus argentipes is the source of this 14002-nucleotide messenger RNA. RefSeq names its product baculoviral IAP repeat-containing protein 6 (gene Bruce). Lineage: Eukaryota; Metazoa; Arthropoda; Insecta; Diptera; Psychodidae. Gene Ontology annotation, biological process: negative regulation of apoptotic process; regulation of cytokinesis; apoptotic process. Gene Ontology annotation, cellular component: nucleus. The coding region runs from base 1 to 13998 and encodes 4665 amino acids. Gene Ontology annotation, molecular function: ubiquitin conjugating enzyme activity; cysteine-type endopeptidase inhibitor activity. The record is from RefSeq and is a predicted model, not a curated record. The transcript has 18 exons.
AUGGGGGACGAUCAGUGGCUGAAGGAGGAUGGCUAUUUGAACGUUGACACGGAGUCAACGCACAUCAUCUACCAUCCUCACCUCAAUGUGAUUCUCGUAUUUACCAAGACUGGCGAGGUGAAAGUGAUCGACGUGAAUUCUGGCGUCAUUCUGCAGUCUUGCUCCCUGGCAGACAGCGACCGAGUCAGCGGACGGUACCUGCCGAAGCAGGACAAAGUGCUCCUGUGGAACGAGCAGAACAUCGGCAUCCGAGGCGACUAUAACGGUGUCCUCCUGCUGGACACAAUUCUCCAGACGCCCGUUAAGCAGAGCGAUGACAUCGUGCGCAUUGAGCUGCUCUACUCCGAGGCUGUGCUCUUCCUGCAGUGCAUCCAGAGUCUGGAGGAGAAUGGCCUCGAAAACACGGCGGACGUGAGCAAUGAGCUGAUGAAGAAGAUCAUGGAAGCCCAGCUGCACGCCAAGAAGGGCAUCAAAGCGCAAAAAUGGAAUAUCAUUUGUUUGGAAUUGCCGCACUCUAGCCUGAAGAUGGUGGCCAGCAAUGUGCUGUAUCAGCUGAAACGCCUCGAUCGACACAUUCCCGCUCUGGCGAUUGCAUCAGCAAUCAAUGAACGACUCACGGAUCUCUUGAUCGGUAGUCGUUUAUUGGAUUCGCUCACGGGUGGCAAUGCUCAGCGCUGUCUCAUGUUCUCCGAGGCGGCGCGCCGGCAAACGUUCGAGCAGUGGCCCCAUAUGGACUACAAGUGGGCUCUUCCGGACCAAAUGGCGCAAGCAGGCUUCUAUCAUCAGCCUGGCGAAUCUGGUGACGAUCGUGCCAUGUGCUUCACGUGUAGCGUGUGUCUUGUGUGUUGGGAGAAGACUGAUGAGCCGUGGAGUGAGCAUGAGCGCCAUUCGCCAACCUGUCCAUUCGUGAAAGGUGAAUACACGCAGAAUGUGCCGCUGUCCGUCACGUAUGCCACGAGUCCUGCAAUCACCACAAAUGGCUUCAGUAUUGUGUCACGCGGAGACGACAGGAAUAUCAUCUGCACGGGAGAAGUGACUGGGGAAGUGAGUGUGUGGAAUAUCGAGAGGAAUCUGAAGAAGAUUCACAGCUUUCGCGUGAGCAAUGAGGAGAAUUUGAUAAAGUCGCACAGUGUGUACGUGCUGCAGAAGUUCUCGAAGAUUGACAUUGAGCUGAAUGCCAUCGGGACGUACUAUGCAGUGGAUCUGUCGAGUGUUGCAUGUGGGAGUGGAUCAGUGAUGAUUGACGAUCCAGUGGCGAAGAAAGUGCCACUUGGUGGGCGGCAUAAGAUGAUUGGGACGAAGAUUUGCUGUGGCAUUGUGGCGAAGGGAAGUGAAUUGAGCGGAAGUGACGUGAGAGGAGCGGAAAUGGCGAUGAAUAUUGAGAAUCAGGCAAAGAGUAGUGAAUAUGGGAUUGAGAUACCGAGCAAUUGCAUGGAAUUGGAUGAGAGUGAGGAGGAUGACGAGGAGCUCUUUCUCAUACUCUAUGACAUUCUCGAUAGUGAUAAGGAGGCAAUGUGUGACAAACCGCCGCCAGAGGAGCCAAUAAUUCUCGAUGCAAUUCAGCAAGGACAGGAUGGUGGCGCGACGAAGAAGUCCUCGCUGAAGAGCAUUGAGUUGCCAGAUCGAUCAGAUGGUGAGGGAUUGAAGAUGUUUCCGGUGAUGAGUGCAGGCGAUGAUUUGGAUAAUAUUCCGGAGGAUAAGGGCAAGACGACGGAUCAGAUACUUGAGGAGGACUUUUUCCUCGAGACGGCUUUUCUUCCGGGGAAAUUUAAGGUGAAGACAACAGGAAAUGGAACAAUUGACUUUGGCGCUUCGCCGCCGGUGAAGAGCAGUGUAAAGUUACCCACGAAGAGUCACAAGGAUGACAUCAAUUGUGUGCCUAUUCAGUGCAUUUCACUCAAAUCGCUCGCCUCAGAUUCGUAUAGAAUCACAGACAUCAUUCCAUCACACGAUGAGAAGUACCUGUUGGUGGUGCUGCGACAGCAAAUGACAAGGAAUUCACCCAAGGAUGAUGAUAUCAUUGAGGAGCCUCUGGAGGUGGACGAGUGUGAGAAGAUGGAGAUAGGCGAUGAGGAUGUGACACCAAAGGGAAAGACGCAGAACUUCUGUCAAGUGGAGAACAUGACGCAGUUGAUUCUGUUCAAGAUCCAAGAAGAUGGCUUCCUCAAUGAGACACCACACUGUGUCAGGCAUUUGUUUGAGGACGCCACACCGCUGGAAAUUUGCAUGUUGCCCGGAUAUGAGACUGAGCGUAAGGCAAAUGCCCAGGAGACGAAGGAGGGUGUCUUUGUGAUGACAUGCAUUGAUGGUACGUUGAAGCUCAUUGCUCUUUCGACGCUGCGCACGAUUUCUGAGGCGAGCAUUGAUGGUGUCAAGUUCGUCUCAGCAACGUAUUGUAAGAGUCUGGAGAGAAUGUGCGGAUGCACUGAGAAGGGAUCACUGCACUUUUACUCAUUCUACGACAUGGAAGCGGAUUCUGGGGAUGAGCAUGAUGAGCACAACACGACGUUCAUCAUCUCGGACUCGUCGCUGUCGGAUGAUUCGGUGGUGUCGGACGUGAGUGGUGUGACGCACACUAAGAAGACGGGUAGUAGUGACUCGACGGCACCGUCAACAUCCACAGCGGGCUAUUCGGCAAGUCACCAGACGGACGCGAGCACGAACUUGAUUGCCCACAAGAGUGACUUGACGAUGAACGAUCUCAAGCUUGCGUACGCGCUCACGGAGUUCGACGAGAUGCUGACGCCCUACACCGCAGAAGUCCCAGUGUGCUGGAGUGAACUGGUGCAGGCCCAGAAGGUGCGACGGCAUCCGCAGCAUCUGAAGCCUGGCGAUGAUACUCAUCUUACCAAGACGUGGCGGUUGCACAAUGACGCGACAACCUGGGAUGAGCACUUGAUUGAGUUGUGUCUUCCGAAGCAAGCAUCUCUGGGACAUAUUGACUUCAAAUUCAAUCUCUAUCAGCAGUGUAGCAAUCCGCCGGCUAUUCAGAUCACGCUCCUCAAGCAAUUCUCUAGUGGUUUUGGGUACCGAAUGAAGGCGCCGUCGACGAAUGUCGGAAAUGCGCCGGUUGAUGAGAAUAUUGAGUUCAACUUGAACUCUUCGGAGAAUCCUGUGCUGAGUGUGGAAUAUCUGCAAACGCACAAUGCUGAAAUCCUUGCUGGGCCCAUUGAGUUGUCGUCGUGCAUGGAUUUGAGUGAACAAAGUGGAACCGUGACACUCACGAGUCCAAAGUUGUUCAGGACAAAAGGUCGUAAUUACUUGAUACACAUCAAAACGAUGAAUGAUCCGUCCAAAGAUAGUCAGGGAAAAACACGAGGGUGUGACUGGCUGCAUGAGAUAUCGAUUACGGUGCGCAGCACAAAUCCAAUGUGCCGAAUGGUGAGUGAGCGAUCACAGCGAAGUGCAAUGCUUGAGAGCAAUGGCUUUCUCGUGAAUCUACUGAAGAUGGCAUGCGACUCGAGUGCUCCGAUGACACAGAACAUAUCAUUGGACAUAAUCUUGUGGAUUGUGUCGAUACGAAUGGCACGAUAUCGGUCACCAAGGAAUACGGAGAGUACGUUUCCUGAUGUGCACUCACUGCAGAAAGACUGUAUAAAGAUAAUGGAGAUGCAUUUGAGUGACUUUAUCAAGAAUUGCAUUCUGUACGGAAACAGGAGUGUGGCUCACAAAUGCGUGAAGAUUAUCCUUGUGACACUAGAGGGUGCCCACAAUAUGAAGUACAAGAAAGCACCAAAUUCGACAUUUGAAGAGGCACUAAAGAAUGGCAUUCUCAAGUGUUUCCCUCACUUGACCAACAUCAAGUAUGCGGGAUCUCUGAGAUGGUUCACACUGAUGAUUUGUGGCACAUCCAAUCUGGAGUCUUAUGACUUCAUUGCUAAUGAAUGUCUAAGACUUUUGUUGAGUGUGGCCAAGGAGAUGAGCAACAGAUUCAAUCCUUAUUCAUCACUAUUGCGAUCGCGCUUUGGAUUGUAUGGAAUGCCCUUCGAAUUGGAGUUGUUUGAUGCUGAUUUGCCGACAUCCGCUAAAUAUGCUUCACUCCCAACAACAUUUGCCAGCAUAAUAAAGUCCGCCACGUCUCAAGGAUCUUCGCAGGGUGGCAUGGAUCUCAAGAAUUUCUUUGCCAAUGAUGGCUCGGAGUUGAAGAUGUUGCCAUUUCACAUGCGCAAGCGAGGAAUUGGGAAUCAGUUGAAAGGAUUGCUGGAGGUCGAACCACUUCACUAUGUUUGUGUGUCGGCGUCUGAGGCAACAAGACUGGAGAAUAUGGACUCAAUUUCGGCUGCUCAGGCGACUUUUGAGACACCAACGGUGAAUAAUGUGGAGCAGAUGCCCAAUGAUACGUCUAAGAGCAAGGAAGCGAAUGGUGCGAAGCAGGAAAAUGGCAUUGACGAUGCAAUGAUGGUGGUGAAGAAUAAUUUUGUGGACAAGAUCUUCUAUUCGGCACUGAAGAAGCACAAGAUCAAGGAGUCCACGCAGAAGAUGUACGCUGAUGUGAUGGCGAGUGUGUCACAGGCGAAGGACCAGAUAAUGGAUCCACUGAAGUCCAUGAAGGACAUGAAGAAGCUGGUGAAGAUCCUCAAGAUCGACAUGGGCAAUGACUUUGGCGGUGUGGAUGUGGAGAUGGACUCGCAGUAUGUGGAUGGCAGAACGAAGAUGAAGGUGUUGGCGGAGAAGAUGCAACAGUACAUGGAUGAGACAGAGGAGAGUAACAGCAUGUUGCCAUGGCACAAAUUGCUGAGUUUGCCGCCGAAGCAGAUGAUUGUGAUUGAUCGAAUGCACUCUGGAGCACGACGAUAUGUUGUGCUGGACUUUGGCAUGCCGAUAAUGCUGACGGAUUUGGUAAUUCCCGCUUGUGAGGAUCUCGUGUCACUGUUCAUUGAUAUUUGGUGCUUUGAGGAGGAGUCGGACAGUAUUCGUCUGGCUGUGUCUUCGGACAUUGGAUCGAAAACUCUGGUGCUAAGCGAUCUGCAGCCACCACCUGUGUUCCGGUACAUGAAGAUCACUAUCACUGGUAGAUAUGGAAUGUCAGCGACUAGAUGCAAAAUCCCGAUUGGCACUUUCUUCGGUCAUGCCAUUGUCAUGGAGUCUGAGAGCUAUGCUGAUCCUCUGUCAAAGUACCUGAGGACAAAGACAUCAAAUCUGCCGGCUCAGCUGAAGAUUCUCCAUUCGCUCUUCGAGGAUGUUCACUGUCGAUACAGCUUGGCGAGCAGCAAGUUGGUUGAAUUGCUGGAUCCUCUGCUCACCAGUGAUGCUUCAAACAUGUCCCACAUGCAAGCAUAUCUCUAUCAGAAGAAGGACUGUGAUGACUCUCUUGCGGAUCACUCAAAGAUCAUCAACAUCUAUGAUGACUGCAUCUCCUUCCAGCACCAAUUGAAUGUGAUUAAGAACGUUAUUACGCGCCUUGAGGGCGCCAUGGAGGAGAAUGUUGUGGAUCCCAGAGAGGCGCCUCGUCUGGCCAUGUCGGACAUCUGCACGGACAAACUGAGAGUGCUGAGUGAGUGUCUGAUCGAGGCACUGCUGCACUUUGUCGUGGAGUUCGGCACAAUUAACUCCAGCGCCAUUUCUGUGGCCUUCAAUCAACAGGCUUGUGAGACAAUCUUCAACAAUAUCGUGAUCUCUAGUGAUACUCACAUGCAACUGGCCACGUGCUCGUUCCUCGUGAAAAUGUGCUGCUUCGAGCCGUGGUGGGGAGACUUUAUCGCCAACAUCUUCACCGUGUGGUACUCUUCGCAGAACAGUCGAAUCUUUCCGCAGGACAGAGUCUUCUUCCUGCUCACUUAUCUGGGUAGGAAGAGCAUCACAAUGGGCUCGUGUCGUGUCACUGUGAUUGAUGCUGUUCUCAAGACGCUGGCUAAAUUCCUGGCUCCGCUGUCCAGCAACUUUCAAAUGGAGUUUUCCACGGAGGAGAAUCAAGAGGGAAGAAAUGACUUCUGCCACUGGGCGAGUACAGAUCUUCAACUGAUUGGAUGGCUUCUUCUCUUCCUCUCCGUUUGUCUUGAUGACUGUGGUGACAAGAAGGAUCAAUCUUCGGCGCGAUGGGACUUUAUGUCCAGCGAAGUGGACAUGAGUCGUGCUAAAAGUCAAGGAUCGGGAAAUACGAGACUCUUCACGCGCUCAUUCAAGAAGAGAUUCUAUCAGAAUAAGAUUCCCAGUUCGAAUUACACAAAUGACUCACUGUCGCUAGCGCACAACACUUUUCAUAUGCAGGGUCAGAUGAUGCCGUCAUUUAAUGUGCACGAUUCGACUUUCAAGGACAUAUUCAUGAAGAAGUCGAAUCAAGGAAAGACUUUUCCCACUUAUCUGAUUGAUGCAUCGUCUAAAGUGAAGUUCAAGAUGUCCAAAGCCACUGUAGCGGCGUCCACAUCGGCGCCGGCAUCGUCAACAUCCAGUACGAGUCAGGGAGCGACGCCCACAACACCAGCUUCCACUCCUCUGCCGCCGGUGGUGAUCAAGGAUUCUCUCCUGGAUGCCAAUGAGUCACCAUUCGAGCGAGCAUUGCGAUCUAUCAAGCCUCAGAAUACGAUAAUUGUUAUUCGGGGACUGAUUGGACUUAUUCUGGGCAUGGACUUCACGUGUAAUAUGGAUCUCUUCCUGCUCGCGUGCAAGAUCAUUGCUCGUCUGGUGUCUUCGUGUCGCUCGACAAUUCAGCUGUCGAAGAUCAUCACGCCAGCUCAGUUGCAGCAACUGAUCAGGAUUGCCGUGUGGGAGGAUCAGCAGCAGCCGUGGGCAAUUCACGCCAUCACAUGUCUUCUGCAGGACAUCCUUGAGACGGACAGGAACUUCAAGUGUGACAUGGAGGAGAGCUUCAGCGGUGGCACGCCGAUGGAGUUGGCCACUGUGGAUAGUGGAUCGAUGGACGAUUCGCUCGACUUGGCCGUGGACAAUGACGUGAUGCAGUGCGUGUUGGCGAAGAUUGAGACAAUGCAGAGUUCCACAGUGAAUAAGGAUGCACCAUAUGCGGAUGCUCUGAAGACAAAACUUCCAUCGCUGAUGGAGUGUGAAGAUGCUGAGAUGGAGGAUCUUCUAGAUGACAUCUUUGACCAUGGGAAAAAUCUUGUGGGCAGGAAAGAUGGUACGAAUCAGAAUCGAUCUGCUUUCGCUGUGAGCUACAGGUCCUUCUUCUCGAGGAGUGUUUCUUGUGCCAUGGACGCCAGGCUUGAGUAUGGACUUGAGAGCAACAUAGAGAUUGCCUUGCGACGGUUAUCAAUGGCAGCCUCGCUGAAUCUCUUCGCGAAUUGGCCGCCAGUACCGACAGAGGGAGAACUGUUUGAGGCAACUGUGGAUCUUCCAUCCUGGCCAGAUCAAAUCAUCCAGGCGUGGUCAUGUCCGGAGUACACGCAAGGCUAUCCCACGCAGAUCAUGCUGAUUCUCGUCUUUGACAACAUCUUCUCGGACUUCCAUGAGUCGUGGCUGAAUCUGGAGCAAGUGCUGCAAAUGUGGUUGACACUCAAUGGCGAGUUGGGUGACAAAACGCCAACGGGCAAUUUCAUGGCCAUGGAAGCGCCGAGAAUCCCGUUCGGCAGGAAUGCCAUUCAGGGUCUCCUGUCGGCUCUGUCGUGGCAUCCAAAUAUCAAGUUGCGCGCCUGGUGCUUGGGCUUCCAGUGCCUCGCGCUCGCUUGUAACACUAACAACUUUGACUGGCUGAGUGCAGAAUACACUACGGAGGAUCUCAAUCAGAGCCACUACACGCGGAUGGGAACGUUUAUCGUGAACAAUCAGAACUUUGAGAAGAUGCUACUGAGAUUCUUCUCCGGUAGUGACAUGUGCUCAUCUGUAUUUGAUGUCAGCCGAUGCUCUGGCCCAACAGCCUGUAAACUUCUUCAUGAAUUGUUCAAGCGACUGGAGGUGCAAACUGAGAAGUGUAAUACGAAGAGGAAGCUCAAGGAGACACUUUUGAGGGUGCUACAGAGUCUGAUUCAACCAAAUGGUGCAAUUGCAAACCAGCAAGGUCCAAUUGAUGCUCAAAAUCAACUUAUCAAAGAGCUCAUUUCCUAUCAAUACGAAAAGACUGAUUUAGGAAUUGCCAUGAGUAUCAUCGAGAGUGUCUCCUUCCUUGUGUACAAUAACAUCUCAAACACGGAGAAGAUGUACUGUCAGAAGACAACGGACAGCAGCAAGAAUUACAAUGCUUUCGGGAAUUUAUUUGCCACUGUUCUGGGUCCGGAGAAUACAUCGAAGACAAAGACAGUGUCUGAUAAUUCGCUGCUGGUUAACCUGCUGAAAUUGUCUACGAUUCUCGUGCAGACAGCUCUGCCACGAGAAGGAGAUGAGGCAAGUGGAAGCAGUGAUGGACUGAGUGAGUCCUUCGAGAGUCAGACAGAUGAGAUAAAGGCGGAACAGCAGAACAAUGAGCAAAACCGAGUGAAGGUGGCUUGUGUGGCUGACACUGUGCUGCAACACUAUCCGACAAUGACUCGUCUGCUGGGCUCUCUGUCUCACUGCUCAAGUUCCUCCUUUGCCCUCUUGGCGGCCUCAGCGAUGUACUCUAGCGUAAAUCCGCUGGAUACCAACAGUGCUUUUGGGGAGCCUCAAACUGUGGCGGAUGCGGUGUUUCAACUGCUGAUGUUGCUGAGCAAGAAAGCUUCUCAGCCUGUACUGGUGGUGAAGCCAAUAUAUCUCUUCUUAAACACAACUUUCCGGCAAGCACUGCCGAAAUUGCAACUCUCUGAGCCCUUCCUGUGGUUCAUCUUGCGCGUCCUGGACUCACCGGCCACUGUGGCGAUUUUCACGGAGAUGGGAGGCAUCAAGGUGCUGUGUCACAGUCUCGUGCGGAGUAAUCGUGCGAUGGUGAACAUGCAACCAGGACUUGUGUCCAUGAUUAUGCAGCAUCUGACGCCAAAUAUCGCGCCGGUGAGCAAUUCGGCGGGCUCGUCUAAUGGCACAAAGAAGAGCACACAGGCGAAUGUGAAGUCUGUGGAUGGUCUCAUCAACUUUGCCCCCUUCUGCAGCAUUUCUUCGGACAUUUCCACUGCCCAGCAGGCGGACGUGCUCAUCCAGAUACCCACACCAUCUCAUCGACGGGCCAGAACGGCUGCCUGGAACUACAUGUUCUAUCCGAAUGAGUCCUAUGUCGACCUCACUAUCACAUUUCCCACGGCGGUGCUGCUGUAUGAGAUUCAACUACAGCCACAUUUGCUCUCUCUGGCUUCCUGCCCAUAUGCCGUAGCAGUGGAGAUAACGCGGGACAACUCCAUGCCACCGAUUCCCAUCUCACAGCCCAUGCCGACUGUGGGCUUGACAUGUAUCCGAUUAAAGCUGAAUCAGCCAGAAAUUGCCACGAGCAUCGUUCUGAGGCUAUAUCGUCCGCGCGACAGCUCAAAUAUCGGUCUCACACAGAUCUCAAUCUAUGGCACAACCACAUUCAGUGACAUUAACAAGUCGGCAAUGCUGGGCGAUCAGUUGAUGGAUGAGGAGAACUUGGCCAAAUCCAGUCUCGGUUGGUUGCGCGUUCUGGCGCGAUGCUUCAGUGUGGCGACAUUCAAAACCGAAGACAAUAUAUCAAAUGCUGUGAUCUCAGCGGCGGCCAACUUCCCAGACUUCCUGGAGGCGUGUUGCUCACUCCUCAAUGUGGCGCCACAAACGUCCACAAUUGCGCUGCAGAAUCUGGAGACGGUGUUACUGAAACUGGGACUGUACAACAAGGAUUUGGGCCUGCGUCUCAUCAACAUUCUGCUGAAGAAUACAGUGCCGCAAUGUUUGAAGCUCUGCAAUGACUCAGUGUCGGAUCUGCUGUUUGAUUUGUGUGUGCACGAGGAUGAAUUCACGAGAGAUCGCGUUGAAGCUAUGGUGAAUUGGGUGCAGACGCUGUACGAUAGCAUCUACGAGAAUCUCGUUCAUCCCACAAAUCCAUACAGUGGCUUCAUAAAAUGCCUGGCUUCGAUUCUCUGGACGGUGCACACGAAACAAUUGGCGCCGAAUCUGGAGGGUUUGAUCACGAAGGAACUCUUCCAGUCUGUGUACAAGUGGACACUCAUCCUAGACAAUAGUGAACCACUUAAGAAGGCCUUUGAUGCGAUGCUGUGUUCAAUUUGCUACAUCAGACCGGAGAUGUUUCCACUUCUCUUGCGGCGGAUGAAUGUUCUCGUGCCAAAUUUGUCGACGGAUCUCGAGGCGUGCAUUUCGGAUGAUCGGAAAGACACUGGAAUGACGGAUGACACGAAGCAGGAGGAGUCAGACACAGCAGAGUGGUACAGUCAUCUGGUGAUUGAGGAUAUUUCGGAGUUGAAUCUAUCGAAGAGUCAAUUGUCGACAAUCGCUCUCGCUUGUCAAUCACUUUUGGCCACACUUCAGCUUCUGGAUUCAGGUCUUCCGCGCCUCCUAACUUCAGUGAUUCUGGAGUUUUGUCACAAAAUCUCAAACAACACUACUGCUGCUGCUGCUGAGGGUGAGACAUCGGAGCAGCCAAUGGAGACUUCAUGCCUCACAGAUUCGGCCAAAGUGGAGAGCACGAGGACAGAGGGCCGCACAAAGAAGUAUCCAAUGGUCAAUGUGCCAAUGUGCGCUGAGAUACUCAACUUCUUCUCUGAGGUAUGCACCGAGGGAUGCAUGAGAGAUUGGCUGGGAUCAUUCGAGGGGUCGGUGUUCUGGAAGCCACUGCUGGACAUUCUCUGCAACAUUCGACCGCUGAAUGCUGAAGGACAGAUUGAGACGAACUUUUCCUACCUCGAGGACAGCAUGAUAAAGUUCCUGUCUAAGGUGACGGCGUGUCAUCCGAAGAAUCAAGACACGCUCACCGUGAUUCUCAUAUCUGUGAUCAGGAAGCCCACAACGGGGGGUAAGAACUUCAAGCAGAGUAUCUCGGGAUUCACGCGUCGACUGGUACUGCAACUGCUGCUGGAGAGUGAGAGAAUUCUCAUUUCGGUGCACAGCGAUAUGUCGCUGCAUCGCUGUGAGAAUGGCAACAUCUUGAUUAGCAAUCAUCCAUCGAGGCGACCAAAUGCUCACAAUCUGCUAUUCCUCAUGAGCACUCACACGAAGUGCCAGGAGAUCCUGGAGAGUUGCAUCACUGUCUUCUCCAAUAUGAUGCCCAACACGCAAAGCGGCGACUGGAGAGUGGUGAAUGUGGAGCAGUUCAACCCCUCGACAUCUCACGCGACUGGCAACGGAUCGUCCAGCAGCAAUGGUACGUCCACGGGCGGUCAGAACAGCUCGAGCAACGGCAAGUACUCGUCGAAGAAUGACUUGUUCGAGAUCGCUCUGGGGCAGGGAUUGGAGGUGUUGAGUGUCGCCGCGGGAGUCACGGCCAAGGACAAGAGACUCAAGGAUGUGCGGAAUCAGGCUGCUGCCAUGAAGGCCAAAGAGUUACUUCCACUUUUGCGACUGCGAAAUGACGACUCUCUGAAUACCAAUCAGAUGAACAAUUGUGCUCAACUCAUGCACACAGCAUGUCCAGGAGUCAUUCUCACAUCUGACACGACAGUUUCGCAAAUCCUCGCCAUGCUUCACUCUUCUGGCGUCUCUCUCUCAACUCCCUGCAUCAGUUUGAAUCUUGUACAGGGUAGAAAACAACCGGACGACAUCAGUGAUGACAGUCUUAUCAAAGCAUCGGACUUUGAACCUCUUCCAUCACCGCUGCAGAUUUUCUCCAGCCACGGAGGAUUGUCUCUACUGGCUCACUACUUACCAACGGUGUAUCCAGACACACCGAAAUCGAAUGCUGUUCAUCAGGAGAAAGACAAGAGUCCUCCGGCGAGUGAGUGGGUAAAGGUGGAAGCGAAUGAUGACAUCUAUGAGGAUUUGGAUGAUGGAAUGGCAGAGCAAGGAUCAAAAUUGCCUGCUAUUUCAUCUGUUCCGCAACACUCGUUGUCAGCAUUUGGCCUCUUCCUCCGCUUACCACCUUACUCGGAUGUCCUGCUGAGGGACAAGACUCGCGCUCAGUGCCUCCUUAGGCUUGUCCUCGGAGUCACGGGCGACGGGGAAGGAAAUGAAAUCUACAGUCUGUCCUUGGCUUCUACCCUCCCGACGCUACCUUUUGAGGUGUUUCGUCAACUCCUGGACAGCUCACCGCUCACAACCGACGAUGGGGUGUUGCUGAGACGUAUGGUGAUCGAAGUGGGUGCCAUAAAUCUCGUCCUGAGCUGCCUCAGUAUCUUCACACAUCAUUCGCAAGGCGGACCGCCGCCUUGUGUGGACAGUUCAGCAGCUGUCACUGUCGCUCUACCACCACAGGAUGCGCCUGCGAAUCAGCAGAAGUCCUCAACGCCAACUGGCAACGCUGUCGGUGGAGAGGAGAAUCUGACGUCAGAUGACAAGAGUCAUGUGUACUGGGCGAAGGGAACGGGAUUCGGCACUGGAUCCACUCAGCAAUCGUGGGAUGUGGAGCAGGCGCUGCUUAGGCAGAAGAACGAAGAGGAGCAUGUAACUGUGCUGCUGCAAGCACUCUCGAGCUACAUUAAUCCGGGCGAUAAGAUUCCACAGGGGAUCAGCGAUGAGACGUCUUUUCAUGAGACCGCCGACAUCACGUCGGAAUUGCCACCGAUCUUCUUUGACCUGCUGCAGCAAUCCUGCCUCAUUCCAGCACUGUGUUCAUACUUGAGGAAUGAUUCUGUUUUGGACAUUACUCGCCAUAUUCCACUAUACAGGGCUAUUUUGCAACUUUUGAGAGCUAUUGCUUUAUCCAAUCAACUUGUUACGCUUCUCCUGCCACAGCACACUGAGAAUGGGAACAGUAUCUCCAUCGCUAUGCUCCUGUCCAACAUGAAGAGUUGCGUGGACACUUAUGCCAGUCGGCUCAAAUUCAAUAAGAAAACGAGUGCCAAGGGACGGGUUUUCGUGUCUUGUGUCGAUGAGGGUGAUGACGAGGGACUUGCACUGCUGAUUCCUGAUAUUCAGGACACAACUUUUCUCGUUUUGAGAGCCACAAAUGCCGAUAAAUUGCCCUCCGCCAUCGAUAACUGUCCGAGUCCUGAGCGUCCAAUGGCACGAUCAAUUGAACAGCGCUACAUGGAGAUUAUGAAGAAGCUGCAAUUUGACACCUUCGAAAUGAUCACGGACACGGAGAAUGGAUAUCGUUUUGUGGUAUCUUAUCACUUUGAGAGCAACAUGCGAAUGUCUGGCGAUCGAUAUCAUCCUGUUCGCGUGAAGCGUCUCGCUCAGGAGACUGUGACGCUGUCAACGAGCCUCCCUCUGUCGUACAGCAGCUCUGUGUUCGUACGCUGUGACACUGAUCGCCUGGACGUGAUGAAGGUGCUGAUCACUGGUCCAGCAGACACGCCAUAUGCCAACGGAUGCUUCGAGUUUGACGUGUUUUUCCCACCGGAUUACCCGAAUUCGCCCAUGAUGAUUAACCUGGAGACAACGGGUCGCCACACAGUGAGAUUCAAUCCCAAUUUAUACAAUGACGGGAAAGUGUGUCUGUCUGUUCUCAACACUUGGCAUGGACGACCAGAGGAGAAGUGGAAUGCUCAGACGUCCAGUUUUCUGCAGGUUCUCGUGUCGAUUCAGAGUCUGAUCCUCGUGCCAGAGCCAUAUUUCAAUGAGCCUGGCUUCGAGAGGAGUCGCGGAACGCCGAGUGGAACACACAGCUCGCGUGAAUACAACAGCAACAUCUACCAAGCGUGUGUUCGGUGGGCGAUGCUGGAGCAGAUCAAGAAUCCCAAUCCUUGCUUCAAAGAGGUUAUUCACAUGCACUUCUGGCUGAAGAGGAACGAGAUUUGCACGCAAAUCGAGAAGUGGAUCGAGGAGUUGUCGAAGCCACAGUAUUCUGAGCGCAAUGGUCGCAACAUAUCGUUCAAUUCGAUGGUGUUGAGGCGUCAGUAUCGGCACUUGCGCGAGGAACUGGCCAAUCUGCCGACGCCCGAGGGCCUGGAGGAUCUCGAGCGGCCCUUCAUGGCCACCAUGCCCACGAGUCCGAAGGCCAGCGAGUGCGGCACGAGCGGCUGCACGUCUUCAGCGUCACCCACGCAAAUCCCGCCGCUGCAGGCGAUGGAGACGGCCGUGUCCAGCGACACGACACUGUCGGAUCUCAUGGAUGAGGAUGAAAAUCCGGGACUGGGGUAAAUGU